Molecule: messenger RNA, 1431 nt
Organism: Lingula anatina
Lineage: Eukaryota; Metazoa; Brachiopoda; Lingulata; Lingulida; Lingulidae
Biological process (GO): intracellular signal transduction
Molecular function (GO): protein binding
Source: RefSeq, a predicted model, not a curated record
UAUACAGGUCAUGUCUGUACUGGGCCAUAGAUCGAGAUCAAGCCAGUCUGGUCAAGAUGCUCAUCCAGUAUGGGGCAGACACUUCAUUAAUGGACGACCAAGGGAAUCGGCCCAUCCACCAUUGCUGCUGGGAGUCUGUACAAAUGGACUGCGCGUGGGAAGUGAUUAAAGGAGGCGGUCUCAUUUCUACUAAAGAAAACACGGUUUUGAAUGACAAAAGGGUGUCUAACCAGCCAUCUCUGUUCAGGACUCUACUAUGGCAGCUACAUGUUGAGCCCGAUGCGCAGAUGUUGGUGAAGAUACUGCGGAUGUUGGUAAUUUGGGGGUACGGUGUCCACACUACAGAGGCCCAUCAAAUUGUAUCUACACUUCACUUAGCGGACAUAACAAUGGUUGAAGACCCUGAAAAUUUCAAGUCAUUUGUUCAGUGGUUUGAAGAAAAGGUAAAAAACCCACACACUCUGAAGCAUUCAUGUUGUUUGAGCAUAAGAAAUGCCCUCGGAAGUAAGAAAUUGAGGGACAAAAUCUACUCUCUGCCACUCCCACACCAGCUACAGAUACAUUUGUCAAUGGAGGACUGCAUUUAAGAUUAUUUAACGCGAGCUGAGAGUGCCAAUGCGUUGUCUACACUGGAUAUUAUAGUUGAAAAGAUCUCGAGACACCUUAACAUUUACCAACUUUACUUAUAAGAACAGGAGUUGAUCAUAAAGCACCAUUUUGCAUGUGUUGCAUCGACUGCAAAACGAGCAAGAGUCAGUAUUUUUGGUGUUCUUAUUGUGGAAAAGUCACUCUGGUCAGGUUAAUUGCUAUACUCAGCACUCUGUAUAUGUACACAUACCGGUAUACUGUGUAUAGGAAAGGGUAUGGAAAAGUGAAAUUAGGGAAAAGUUUUAAAGGAACCUCACUUGAUUUUGAAUGGUAUAUAGUUUUAUAUAUGCAUGUAACUUCUGUGGUACUUUCAGUCUCUUGGUAAUUUUAGUUGGCAUGUUUUAAAAUUUUAUGAUUUCAUCUACUAAAAUAUAUAUCACAUGGUGCUGAGAUGAAUGCAGACUAUAGGGCAUGAUUGAGGUGACACCUAGGCAAACAAAAUACAACAGUGACACCUGGUUGACGAAGCAUGCUGGUGACACAUGGUUAAAUGUACACUGAGGCAGCACUUGAUAUAUAAAGGCAUCAAAAAUGUAUGUCUAAAGAACUGUUGUCAUUAACGAGGUUCUUGAGAUGACAAUUUUACAUUACUUUAUGAUAACCUACAUUUUGUUAGAAUGCCAUUCUUUCUAAUAUACUCCCUGCAAGCAUAUUUCAUUUAUGUAAAAUUUUAAUUUGCUAUCUCAUUCCUUGAUCAAAUGUUUAACCUUUUUGUCUGUCUGCUGUACAGUAUGUAACUGCCAAAUCAUCAAUGUUAUGAUAAAUAAGAAUCUAAUUAAUUUU